Boeremia exigua is the source of this 1152-nucleotide messenger RNA. RefSeq lists its product as uncharacterized. Bases 119 to 1066 code for a protein of 315 amino acids. Lineage: Eukaryota; Fungi; Ascomycota; Dothideomycetes; Pleosporales; Didymellaceae. The record is from RefSeq and is a predicted model, not a curated record. The transcript is spliced from 2 exons.
AGAUGAAGCUUCGCAGCUCAAUUCCCAAACGACCAGGUCCUCUCAGCGACUCGACCCGCAGAUCUGCCCCUCCACAUCAAAAUCAGUCUCUAUCCACUGCAUAUCUGACCUCAAGACAAUGCCCCGAGGCGCAAAGCUCACGGAACAUCCGGAAAUACCUGACUUUCCGCCCCUGCUCCAUAGACUUAUUUCCGAGCUCGAGAAAAUCCGCCGACGUGCGAAUUUUAUUCCUCAAGAAUUCAAGGACUCCUUGGAGGUCAGGGCGCAUAUCAAGUUGGUUGAUGAUGACGAUUUCAACGAACUCACAGUCUUUACCAAACAGCCAAACCAUAUGGAAUAUUUCAACCUCAAGCUUGAAUUCACGAACAUGAUGCAAGUCCUGGUCGCAUCUCGAAGCAUGAGUAAUAAGGGUUCACUUGAGAAUUGCUGGAACUAUUCUGUGCACUUCAAGCUAUUGGAUCAAGCCCAGGCCGCCUUUGCAAACCUGGUUGUCGAAGGUGUCGCCCAGCUCAAACCACAGACCCAAUACCUCCCUACUGAAAACACGCAGCCUAAGCUCGUGGACUUCGCAGUGCGGUGGCAACCCGGUGAUAGCGACGGAGGUCUGAUUAUCAGGCUUCUCAAUCCUCAGCACCCGAGCAUCAACCAUGUCAUUUCCGAAGAUCAAGACUACAGGGAGUGCCCAAUGGUUAUUCCCAUCGAAACCAAACGACGCAAUGGCGAUCAUGCCCAAGGUUUUGCACAACUCACACUCUGUGCGAUGGCUCUUUUCAAACGCUUGCGCCAUUUCUCAGGCGAAAAAUCCGUGGUUUCACUUCCUAUUCCCAUGCUCAUGGUUCUCGGUGAUCGAUGGUUCUUGUACUUCGCGAUCGAUGGUUCAGAGAACACCAAGAUUCUUAGCUUUGGAGAAAUCGGUGAUACAAGCGAUCUGCAGAAACUGUACACGCUUUUGAAAUCAAUCAAGGCCCUGUUCCGGUUUGUUCAAUAUCUUCGGGUUCCCGAAUAUAGGAAGACGGUCCUAUGUUCAACUACGAAGGGUUUUCAACUACUUUUGGAUCCCUGUUGAACAUUUGGCCCUUACACUUUAGUAGCGAGAGGAAAUGUAUUUUGAUGGAGAGAGACGCGAGGUUCUAAGUCGGGAAGACAUCACGC